Molecule: messenger RNA, 5783 nt
Organism: Toxotes jaculatrix (banded archerfish)
Lineage: Eukaryota; Metazoa; Chordata; Actinopteri; Toxotidae
Gene: atxn1l
Product: ataxin 1-like
Exons: 3
Coding region: 230-2782 (850 amino acids)
Biological process (GO): anatomical structure development; regulation of DNA-templated transcription
Cellular component (GO): nucleus
Molecular function (GO): protein binding; RNA binding
Source: RefSeq, a predicted model, not a curated record
CGCUGGCCUUCGAAAUGGGCUCGACUGCUUAGCCUUGAUUUCUUCAAUUGUCCCUCCGCAUAUCAACUUUUUUAUAAAGAAAAGUCUGUUCGCGAUGACAUUUGGAGGUGAAUUGUUAGACGAGGACAGCCAGGUGAUUUCAGAACUGGUUUCUGUGCGGGCUGACUGGCUUGCAAGUUUCAGUUCCUGUGCAGUACAGUAAAGCAACUCGCUUGGUCAGAGGAUUGCAAUGAAACCAGCUCAAGAGCGUAACCAGGAGUGCCUGCCUCCUAAGAAGAGGGACCUCCCAAUUAGUAACAGCGCUGGGGCUGGAGGGACUGGAGGAGGUGGGGCUGCAGGUGGAGGCGGUGGCAGUGGUGCUGGUGGUGGUAUUGGAGAAGAUGAAGUGGUUUCCAUCCAGAACUCUGCACCCAACAGCGACACUCAGGGAGGGACCCCAUCUGGAGAGUGGCUGAGAGCUCAGCAAGGACUUCAUUAUGGAGUGGAUAAUAAUCAGAUAAGUCCUGAUGGCAUACCAGCAGUGCCCGUCGAUCAGUACAGUAUGCUCUACAAAGUGGCUCUUCCUUCUGUUACUUACUCACCUACCAGUCUUCACCCAGUGUUAAGCCACAUCUCUCCAGCCUACACCGUUCAUUCUCCUCUCCUGCAACAUCCAGGCCUUCCCUAUCCUCCCCUUGGUUAUGCUCAGAUCCCUCAUUCCUCUCUACAGUUUGUUAGUUCCCCUUAUGCAGCGGUACCUUAUGCUCUAACACCUGGCUUUGUCCCAGGAUUAAUCUCUCCCUCAGGCACCAUCCCUCAGCCCCACUCCGUGUCCCACCUUGUUCCCUAUCCAUCUGUCAUACAGGAAGGUGUUGUUUCCCCACCUCCUCAGGCCCAGGUAACUGCUCAUACCUUUGCCAAAGUUGCAGCAUCCAGUGGUGUCCCGCUGAUGCUGCCUUCAGAGCAAGCUGCCCAGCAGCACCUUGGUGGUGUAGGAGUCCUGCCUGCAGCAGAGCUCAGCUCUCGAGGGAUGCCAGUCUACUACCACCACCCUCAGGGCGCCAGGGCUGCCACUGCCACCAGAGACCCCCACAGUGCCCAGCAGGAGAAUGAACCAGAGAUGAAUGGAGGCGAUAAAGAGCAGGGAGCCAGGGAGGUCGUACCAGGCUCAGCCUACACUGCCAGAAAUGCACGUCUGCUGCAGGUAGCACCCAGCUCUGCAGCACAGGAGCACAGCCAAGACAGAGGCCUAGAGGAGAGGAGCUCACCUGGUCAGCGCAGCACUCCAGACAGUGACCUGGAGGUGCAGCAGGUGGUUGGUCGUUUGGCCUCGUCUAGCCAAGGUGGUAGUGGAGUGCGGAAAGAGGUCUCCUUUGCUCCCUUGAACCUCUCUCAGGGUGCCCACAGAGCCAGAGAUGUCCAUGGAGAGAGCACGGGUGUAAUUUCCAGCCGGACUCUGUACGCGGCGCAGCCCACGAGUUACAGUGACCUCAGAGUGACCGGUCUCCAGCAGCAAACAGGACAGCCAGGCCAUGCUGUUUUGCUCGCCAAUGGACAACGAGUUCUUAUUCCCCUGGAGUAUCACGCGCAGCAUCAGCCCCAACCAUCACAGCAACACUACCCAGGACAGGCUAAUGAUGCCUCAGCCAGCCAUGCCUCUACCACCAUGGCCUCCACUAACCCAAGCUUUAAAGCCUCUGAUUCUUCAGCCAGAGUGUGCCUCCCUGAAAGGGCGGAGCCGACCACAGCUCAGCAGCAGCAGCAGCAGCAACAGCAGCAGCAGCUACCCCAGCAUCCUCCUGUCCAGCCUACAGCAGAUGUGACUCAGGCCUUAGCUUCAAGCCUCGCUCCUGCCCCGACUCCCUGCAACCCAUCUCACUUCAUGAAGGGGGCCAUUAUCCAGCUGGCUACUGGGGAACUGAAGCGUGUGGAGGACCUGCAGACUCAGGACUUUGUGCGGAGCGCCGAGGUGAGCGGGGGGCUUAAGAUUGACUCCAGCAUGGUGGUGGACAUCCGCCCCAGCCAGCAGAGACCAGGUCUCGUGUCGCUCCUCUUUACUGUGGGCGAGCAGCAGAGCAAAGUGACCAUUGACGUGCCCCCGGAGCACCCCUUUUUUGUGUUUGGACAAGGCUGGUCAUCCUGCAGCCCGGAGCGCACGGCCCAGCUCUACGGCCUGGCCUGCCAUCCUCUGCAAGUAGGAGAUGUGUGUGUGUCCAUCACCUUGCAGCAGCAGCUUCAGCCACAGCAGCAGAAACAACCACAACACCAUCAUUCACAGCAGCAGCAGCAGCAGCAACAACAACAACAGCAGCAGCAGAACCUGUCCAGGACUUUGAGCAAAACCAACGCUACACCAGGACCAGGUCACCAGCUCAUGGGGCCUCCUGCCCCUCAGCAGUCACGGCCUCAGUCUCAUUUCAGGAAUGACCGCAUCCACAGAGAAAGACAGAGGGAUGGGGAGAAAGAUGUGGCCGAUAAGGAGGAAGCCACACAUUUGGGGGUUGUUGGGCACCAUGAGUCGCCCAUCAGACCAAGUAGGACCUCAGCAGAGCACCAGAGGAGCCAGAGCAGUUACCACUUGCACACAGAGGGCUCUGCUUUUGCAGGGGCAGGGAUGGGAGGAAUGCAUGCCUCACUAGGUGCUUCUCAGAGACGCUGGUCCUCACCUGGCCUCCAAAGAUACGGUAUGAAGGGAGACGAAGGGCCGCGCCCUCAGAUAAGCACCUCCAGCCACUCAAGGCCCUCUUUCAUCCCCCAGGAGGUCAAACUGUCCAUUGAGGGGCGCUCUAAUGCAGGGAAGUAGCAUCACAUUUGGUAGCAACUAUAGAAGAGACUGCCAUGAGUAAGAAUGAGUCUGACAAGGAGAGAAAGAGGAAAAAAAAAAAAAGAGUGCGAAUGUAGCCUCAGAAUGUUUGAGAUUUUGCACACCUGAAAUAUUCAAAAAUUCAAGAUCUUUCUCUAUCUGGUGAGAAGUUCUGGUUUGGUUUGAUCGUCACUCAGCCAAAGGAUUCGAGCCAGUGCUUUCCCAGCCAGCUGAGGUCUGACAGGGACAUGAAAAGCUGAGUAGAAAGUAUGUAGCUGAUGAAAUGCCUACCGUAGUCCUUACACACUGCAUUUCUCUUCCUCCCUCCCUCCUUUGUCGCCACUUCCUCAUACCCACGCUCGGAGGUUACCAUCGCAUCCAGAUUCAGAACACUCUUGCUUCCUUUUUGACCAAACCGUCUCUUUGGAUGACCACAGACUACGAAGAAUGUGUUUGUAGCACAGUAACGCUACCAACUCUGCAGGUUCUGAUGUAUUUGAGAGGUCACAGCCAGUGAGCUUUUAUCUCCUCCAUUCCUAGGAUCCUGUUUCCUUCAAAAGCAUUUACCCAAAAAAAAAAAAAAAGAAAGCGGAGCUGCUGACAUCAGCUGCUCCUGCGGUGAUGUUGGCACUGUUGACGCUAACUGUCAGUGUAUGUUACAUUAUGCUUCUCCGGCAGGAGCCUGAAACCUCUGCUGUCAGCAGAGAUACUUUCUCCCCUUCUUCCUUUUCCAGGAGGCCGGUCUGCGAGGAAUGGGAUUCUCUCUCAGGCCGAGUGUGGCACGUCCUGCUUGUCUUACAAUCGAAAUAAUGAUAAAUCAAUCAGUCUGUCAGUUCAGCAAUCAGUUUCUAUUAAAAAAAAAGAAAAAGAAAAAAAAAGGUUUUGCUUUCGUUACACACACAUCACGCCCUCUGGUUUAGGCUGAGGGCCCUAACAUGUUUGUGUGUGUGUUAUACCACACACACACACGCACUAAUACCACAGACUGGAAUUUGUUCUAUGUGAUAACUAGAAAUAUCUUGCAUUCCAGUGUCAUCAGUGAGAAUAUCCAUCGUUUAGUGAAUCGUUUCCCAUCUUGAGAGACACCAUUCCUCCCUCCUCGCUAUACCUCAAAGCUUUUCCCGACCAGACCGGUGACUUUUAAUGCAAGUUAUAUACAGCGGAAUUAACGGAGAAGGCACUGGCUGCUCAUCACCAAAGCCACCUGAGAGACAUGACCCUGUCACAUCACUGGCUGCUGGCCACUCUAGCCUAACCCCCUCCCUCGAAGAGUGGACAGGUCUUGAAGUUUGCCUUGGAGAGAAACCCUUGUGUGCAAGCCAGUCUGUGAACGAGGUUUUCUCUUUGUCCUCAACUUGAGUUACUCUUUGCUCAGUUACCAAAUUACAAGCAAUAGUUCUUUUUACAGCUCGCGGCUUUACUGCUCUCUAAUCUUUCGUCCGCUGUUUUAUAUCUCUGUACAUCUGAGGUGUGAGAUCUGCCCCUCUUUUAUCCCAGACUUUUGAAGGUGAUGCACUAUUCAUAUUGUCACUGAUCCUCCAGUUGUUCUACAAAAGGAAAGCCUCCGACAGAUUUCUCAAGAACUCAUUGUAGAUAAAACUGCUCCCCUUUGAUUCUCCAUCUCACUGAUGAUCUUUUAUAUGGUUUUACUCAAGUGCAUCUCCAAGAGAGGCUUGACUCUAAUUAAGUUGUGAUCGUUAUCAAGUUACCUUCUCUUCUGUCUUUUGUUUUAACAUAUACGGUCCUUUGCUUUUGUACUUGGAUAUACUUUAUCCAGUGGAUCUGAUUGUCUUGUGUUGCACAUAGAAAAAUGUUACUCAUUGAUUUCACACUGACCUUGUUAAUAGGAAUCACAAUACAGUAGGUGUAUUUUUUUUUUUUAAUGAAGGGAAUAUGUUUGAAGUAUUGUUGUUGGUGUUUUGUUGUGAGAGAGAGAGAGAGAGAGAGAGAGAAAAAAACUGACCUGCAUUUUUAACUCUGUUUACAAAUUAGCCAAGAUGAAUGCUGCAGUUUCCUCCUCCUGACAGAUUUUUUUUUUUUUUUUUUUUUUUUUAAAUCCUUGUCACUCGAAAAAUCCAAAAGGGUGAAAUUGAAAAUAAGUGCAAUUAGACCACACAUAAAAUCAUCCAGAGGUUUAUAAUCAGCUGGCAUUCCUCACACAGACAUUCCCAUCACAAAAUACAAAUCGCACAGUACCAGUUUUUUUUUUUCUUCUUUAUUUUUUUUGGUCUCACCUCUGGCAAAACAUUUGAUCGCUUUUGAAUAUUUCUUGCAUUUUCCUUUCCCAGUGAGUUGCAUGGUUGGCAGUUUCGUGUCUUGAGUCUGUGUCAGUGCUGUACUUGCAAACCUUUGAACUAGCGUGUCCGUCAGCCUCAGACACUGUUGAGUAUCCAACCUUACCCUCUGUCAGCAGGUGGAUUGGCCAUGAGAGACUUGAACUGAGACUAGCAGACUCUCAUCCUCUGGUGCUGUUAUUUUGAGCAGCUUUAAAAAAUAGGUGCACAUUUUCUUGAGUCUGUUUUGAAACAAUUCUCACAUACCCAUAAAGACUUACUGGUCUCUGUAUGCACUGGCCGUGUAAAGAUUCCUUUUUUGUUUUUCCAAUGUAACAGAUAUCAAACCAAAUUUUUGGUGCAGUAAAGCACUUCAAGUUAAUAUGAUGCUUCAGCAGCCACAGUUAGACAAAUCAAGGGGCUAUCUUCCAGAGUUAAGAGUUAUUAUGGUACAGUUCACUCUUUAUAUUACUGUUUCUCUGCUGCCGCUCAGCAAGCAAAAGCCGCCCUGGGAGACCCCAGGGAGAAGAGCGUGUCACCCAUGUGAUGUGUCUGACUCCGACGGCUGAAGCCUCAGAUUAGCUUCAUCUUAAUUUUAAAACGCAAUCACACACAGAAUGAGGACUGCGGUCUUUGUCCUCCAUCCCAUCACUUAAACUGAAAUCACAUAAGGAAAGGAUUGGAGAAAAAAAAAAAAAAUGAGCCUAUUCUUUAAAAUGCGGUGCAAU